AUGACGUACAGUCAGCGAUUGUUUAACUUUGCGUCAGUGCUUUUUAUGAAAUGUUGGUUUAAACAUGUAAUUAGGAAUGACCAAAAAAUUUUCCAGCGACUUUAUGGUGAAAAUUUUAUCGAUUUGGAGGAAAAGCUUGCACAAGCAACAUUUGUUUUGGAAAGUUCCAAUCCAUUUUUUAAUAUUCCCAAGCCAACCAUAUAUAAAGUGUUAGAACUUGGUGGACUUGGAAUACCCAAAGCUCAACCACUGAGUGAUGCAAGUUGCAUAUGCAUUCAUAUUAUAAGCGAGUGGUCAAAGGUCAUGAAUGAGAAUAAAAAAGUAAUACUUGUUUCAUUUGGUACUGUUGCAUUUAGCUAUUUAAUGCCUAAUGAAACAAAACAAGCACUUCUGCAAACUUUCAAUGAAUUUUCUGAAGUAAUAUUUAUUUGGAAAUAUGAAAAAGAAGAAGAUAAUAUUGCUGAAGGAUAUCCUAAUGUUAUCACUGCUAAAUGGCUUCCACAAACUGAUUUAUUAGCACAUCCUAAUUUGGUGGCAUUUUUGACGCAUGGCGGAAUGAACAGCAUAAUGCAGACGUUAAGUUUUGGAAAACCCGUCAUUGUAGUGCCACUGUUUAUGGAUCAGUUACAGAACGCAGCUUUAAUCCAACGCUCACGCACUGGCAUUCUUUUACAACUUUCAAAACUUAUUGUAAAGCAAAAAUUACGUCAAGCAAUUCAUGAGAUUAUCUACAAUACUAUGUAUUUACAAAAUGCAAAAAGAAUAUCAGAGAUGAUGGCGAAGAGACCAAAUCCAGCCAAAGAGCAGUUGAUUAGGCACGUGGAAUUUGCAGCGGAAUUUGGUCAGAUUCCGAAUUUUGAUCCAUACGGAAGGAAAUUAUCAUUCGUGACCUAUUACAUGCUUGAUAUUAUCAUCCCUUGCAUAUUUGUGAUCUUUUGCAUCAUUUCAGGCAUUUGUUGGCUUAUUUUUAGCAUUUUGCGCAAGCUAUAUAGAAAACUUAUCCAAAAUAAUCAGUGUAUUGCAGUUGAAAAUGGUGAAAAAAAAAAUCAGUGAUU
Thelazia callipaeda (thelaziosis nematode) is the source of this 1055-nucleotide messenger RNA. NCBI's taxonomy places the organism in Eukaryota, Metazoa, Nematoda, Chromadorea, Rhabditida, Thelaziidae. The record is from the annotation of a GenBank genome assembly.